CAACUUGCCCCGCCAGUCUCGCGGCUACAACGCCCGCGAAUAGUCGCAGACACGGUUAUUUCGUGUCGCUUUAUUGUCGGUGUUAAAUUGUACCAAAAUUAAUUAGAAAUAGUGUGAUUGCGAAAAAAUAGGCACCAUGGAUCCCGAAGCCUUCUUAGAUUUGGCCAACCAGGUCAUAAAGUUGAAAAUGUUUCCUUAUUUUGAUGUUGCACAUUCUUUACUGUGCGCCUUAGCAGUCAGAGAAGAUUUAGGAUCUGGGGCUCAAGCGUUUUCCCGUAAACAUCCCUUGGCUUGCUGGCUGUCGACAAUGCUGGUUAUCUUCGCGGGCGGCAUGGUGGCGAAUGGCCUGCUCGGCGAACCUAUCCUGGCCCCACUUAAGAACACGCCACAACUUCUCAUUGGGACAGUCACAUGGUAUUUAGUAUUUUACACGCCUUUCGACGUGGGCUAUAAAGUGGCGAAGUUCUUGCCCGUGAAGAUAACAGCGGCCGCUAUGAAAGAAAUCUAUCGCGCGAAGAAAGUUUACGACGGUGUAAGCCACGCCGCCAAACUUUACCCCAACGCUUACAUCAUUAUGGUUAUUGUCGGAACACUGAAGGGCAAUGGUGCUGGCUUUACUAAGCUGAUAGAGCGCUUGGUGCGCGGAGCGUGGACCCCCACCGCUAUGGAAACUAUGCAGCCUAGCUUCUACACGAAGGCGUCUCUGGUGGCUUCAGUUAUCUUUGUCCUGGACAAGAAGACGGAUCUGAUCUCAGCGCCUCAUGCCCUCGUCUAUUUCGGCAUUGUCAUAUUCUUCGUCUACUUUAAGUUGUCAUCAAUUCUGUUGGGCAUACACGAUCCGUUCGUGCCGUUCGAGAAUCUGUUCUGCGCACUGUUCAUGGGCGGCAUCUGGGACUCAUUGGCCAAGUUGCUCGGCAAGGGACAGCCAAAGGAGGAGACCAAGGAUACGAAGAAAACUAAUUAGUGGAUAAGUCGAUGAAAAUACGCCUUCAAUUGACACCGACAAUACAGAUAGCGACGAAUUUUCUGCACGAUUAAAUACAAUUAAGAUGGUUAUAUGUCCUUAUUGUAUUUGAUCGACAACAGAAGAAGAAAAUAUAAAAGUGUUAAAAAAAUUGAAAAAUAUUUAAAACAUUUAAAAAAAUGGCACAACGACCAAUGUUAUAUUUUAUUAAUUUUAAGUUUGACUAGUCAUAAUAUGAUUGUUACAUAAGUUAUACGAGGGAUAUCGUACGAUUUUUACAUUGUGUGUGUUUUUGCACUCUUUUUAAGUUCCUGAUUGUCCAAAGGUUUAUUUUUUAAAGCCAAAAGCCCAGCUUGCCAGUGUUAAAUGAAUGCCAAAUUAGUAUUAAAUAAUUUAAUGCAAUAUUUUAUAAUGACUUAAAUUAAAUAGAUAACACAUUUGAAUUUGCUUACAAUUAUCUGACAUAGUAAAAUAGAUUUAUUUAUUGUAUGUUUAAAUAUUGUGUUAAAAAUAAUUUCGAGCAUUGAAUUUAUAAUUUUAAGAUAAGUUUUAAUAUUCGACCGAAUUACGAUAUUUCCGACUUCCUUUUCAAUAUUUUAGGAUUAUUAAAGUCUGUAAUAAGUUUUUACAAACGUUAGUAACCCUAACACUGCAAACAUGAUUUUAUUUAUUAUCUGUAAAAACGAAACUCCUGAUCAAUCCGCAUGGGUGCAAGCGGUGAGAGACAUCUGUUUCGAUAAUAUUAAAUUUAUUUGUGACCAAUACCUUAAUAAUUUACGAAAAUGUAUUAAUUUUAAAUGACAGUAUUGAUUUAAAUAAUUACAAAGGAAGUAUUAAACUGUUUUUAUUAAA
Papilio xuthus (Asian swallowtail) is the source of this 1816-nucleotide messenger RNA. The record is from RefSeq and is a predicted model, not a curated record. NCBI's taxonomy places the organism in Eukaryota, Metazoa, Arthropoda, Insecta, Lepidoptera, Papilionidae.